UUUUUCCUCAAUUUUUGCGCAGAAAACUUAACGCCUCGGUUAUGGAGAAGAAGGAGAUCAAUCAAAAACAAAAUCACCAACAAGGAUCAAGUCCACAUGCUGGAAAGAAGGCAAGCAAGAAAAAGCCUCACAACUCUGCCCUCCGCUGCCGCACCAACUCCAAUCUCGCGACGAAAACUUGUAAGGCUCAUGGGAAGAAGGGUACUGGGACAUUAAGGCGCAGGCUCAAAAAGACUGUGGUGGAGAAUAUGGAAGCCAAAACUGUGGAGAUGCGACGUGAUAGAGAGGGAAUUAUGGAAGUUGUAGCUACUGCAGAAGCGAUUAAACUGGAGCUGGACCUGCUGAAGAUUUCAAUUUACCAGCAUUCCCAUGACAUGCUUCGUACCUCAGAAGCAGUAGACAAGCUUGCAGAGAUUAUGCUACUUCAGCUUGAUUAAUUAGCUGAGGAAUGAGCAAAAACUGAUGCAUAAACCAGUUUACUUGUGUCUAUCCGGCGUGUUGAGUUUAAGGGGUGUGUGUGUUUUUUUUCUUUCUUUCUUUUUCUUUUUAGUGGUGUGUUAAGCAUGUGUGUGUGUGGUUUUUUUUUUUUUUUGGGUGACGGUGAGAGUGCUUCGGCUUGGUGACUGGUGUAAUUUUAAAAUAAAGGUUUUGUUUGACU
Messenger RNA from Rubroshorea leprosula, 658 nucleotides. NCBI's taxonomy places the organism in Eukaryota, Viridiplantae, Streptophyta, Magnoliopsida, Malvales, Dipterocarpaceae. The record is from the annotation of a GenBank genome assembly.